AUGUUGAGUCUCGGCCAGAUUCUCAUUCUAGGCCUCGUUGCCGUCUUGGGAGUUGCGGUCUAUCGGCGCCAAAGCCAUGAUGCCGGCGAACCACCGCUGGUGUCGAGCAGCAUUCCCAUCUUCGGACACCUGAUCGGGUUGCUCUGGUACGGCGUUGCCUAUUUUGGAAAGCAAGCCGAAAAACACUCGACGCGCCCGAUUUUCUCGUUAGAUCUGGUCUUCAACAAGAUCUAUGUGAUUAGCUCUCCGGCGCUGAUGCGUAAUAUUCAACAAAACCCCAAGACCCUUGUUUUCGAGCCAUUCACGUUAUUCUCCGCUGAACGCAUGGCGGGCGUCUCUCCACAGGCUCUUGGCCUGUUGAAAUCGAAGCAGCCCAGUGGCGCUACGCUCGCUACAGAACUUCUCCACGGCAUGCAUCCUUCGUUGUUGGGUAAAUCCCUGGAUCUGAUGAACGAGCGAAUGAUUCGGCUGCUACGGCCUCUUAUCGACGAACUAGGGACUGUUGAGUCAGUUGACUUGUAUGAGUGGACUCGCCAUUCCAUUACGGCUGCGAGUACCGAUUCCUCCUACGGGGACAUGAACCCUUACAAGGACCGGAAAGUCGAGGAUGCAUUCUGGGAUUUUGAAAACAACCUUAGUCCAUUGAUAGCGAAUACGCUACCGUGGCUGACGGCGCGUACUGCUUGGAAGGGACGGGAAACUCUUGCCAGAGCGUUUGAAGACUAUUAUAACCGCGGAGGGCACGAAGACUCCUCCGACCUAACCUUCGGUCGAUUUAAAAUACCGCGGGAUGCAGGCAUGGCCGUGAGAGAUAUCGCGCUGCUGGAGACAAGUAUGGCCUUUGCCCUGCUCUCGAACACUGUUCCGGCAGCUUUCUGGGCCCUGUACGAUAUGUUCUCCCGAGCCGACUUGCUAGAACAGAUCCGCGAUGAAGUACAGGCAAAUGCAGUGCAUAUCUCGGAGGAUGGCACGCAUGUUAUUGAUCUCGCCGAUCUUCGUGAAGACUGCCCUCUCUUGAUGUCUGCGUUCCAGGAGAUUCUUCGUACGAGAUCAUCUUCGUCUCCCACACGCUUCGUUACCCAAGAGCUUAUGGUUGGUGAUCGGUAUCAGUUGAAAGAAGGGCAUGUCGUUAUGAUGCCUGCGAUUUCCAUUGGCCGAAACCCGGAUGUCUGGGGCUCGACAAAUGGUGAAUUUGACCCAAGACGAUUCAUUAAGGCCACGCCUUCCGACAACCAGGCAGAGAAGAAGAAGGAUCCUCGGCGUGUAGGUGGUUUCAUGUCUUUCGGCGUCUCGCCCGUCAUCUGUCCCGGCCGCCACUUUGCGAGUGGUGAGAUAUUGGGAUUGAUUGCCAUGACGGUUAUGCGAUUCGACGUGCUUCCUGUUGGAGGGAUCUGGAAGGACCCGAAGACGAAUCCAAAAGCCAUCACGUCUAUUAUGGGUCCCCUCAAGGAUGGGUUUAAUGUCAAUGUGCAGCCGAGGAAGGAGUUUGAGGGCACCAGCUGGGACUUUAGAGUCACAGAGGGCAAAAGUAGAUACCCGCUGGUGAUAGGAUAG
Molecule: messenger RNA, 1554 nt
Organism: Penicillium lagena
Lineage: Eukaryota; Fungi; Ascomycota; Eurotiomycetes; Eurotiales; Aspergillaceae
Product: cytochrome P450
Exons: 3
Coding region: 1-1554 (517 amino acids)
Molecular function (GO): iron ion binding; oxidoreductase activity, acting on paired donors, with incorporation or reduction of molecular oxygen; heme binding
Source: RefSeq, a predicted model, not a curated record